AUGAUAAGAUUUUCUGGUUCGAAUCCAGAAGGAGGUUGGGCUGUUUUGAGCAUUCGUUCAAAAAGAGGAGACCUCUCCGAGGGACGGGUCGGCAGAAUGGUUGUGUCCGGGGCCUGCAAAGCUUACGUUCUAAGGUGUUAUUACACAAAUACUACUUUAAAUAUGUUACAAGCAGCAAAAUACAUUGGAGCUGGACUAGCAACUAUUGGACUAGCAGGUGCUGGAGUUGGAAUUGGAUUAGUUUUCUCAUCACUGAUGUCAGCAACUAGCCGAAACCCUGCUCUACGACCUCAAUUAUUCCAAUACGCUAUCCUUGGAUUCGCGCUAUCAGAAGCUACAGACGGCAUUGCUAGCUCAAUGGUAGAGUACUAUACUUCGGAUAUAGCCAUAUUGGUUCGAUUCCAGUGUAAUGCUAUUAACGUCAACGAUCAUAGGGGGACCCAAGUUUUACGUACAACUCAUUGA
Olea europaea var. sylvestris is the source of this 465-nucleotide messenger RNA. RefSeq names its product ATP synthase subunit 9, mitochondrial-like. Lineage: Eukaryota; Viridiplantae; Streptophyta; Magnoliopsida; Lamiales; Oleaceae. Gene Ontology annotation, biological process: proton transmembrane transport; proton motive force-driven ATP synthesis. The transcript is spliced from 3 exons. Gene Ontology annotation, molecular function: proton transmembrane transporter activity. Bases 1 to 465 code for a protein of 154 amino acids. The record is from RefSeq and is a predicted model, not a curated record.